AUGGCAGGUUCAUCAAAGAAUGAAAGAGAGUUAGCAACAGCGUUGGAAAAUAGAACAGAUGGGACUGUCGCGUUUGAAUCAACGAUCUGUGCCUUCCUCGUGAUGUCAGCUUUCACGGGUAAUGCUGUCUUGUGUUUGUCUCUGUACAAAAUUAGAGGAUUUAGAGCGCCACAGAACUACUACAUAACUUGUCUGGCAGUCGCAGACAUGCUUUUUGCCUUCGUGUGCAUGUCUUUCUCCCUUGGGGCUCUGAUAAAAGGAAAGUGGAUUUUCGGUGAUGCAUGGUGCCAGGUUCAGGGAAGCCUUAUUUUCAUCUUCGUUGAUGUUUCCCUUUUCACCAUGACGCUGAUCGCUAUAAACCGAUAUUUCAGAAUUUGCAAGCCAAUGAGCGUCUAUCAGAGGCUAUACAGCGAAAGAAACAUUUUGCUCUCCAUAAUUCUUGCAUGGAUUGCCUCAAUAGCAGUAGUGGUUGCCCUGUUCUCGUUUACCAAUAAACCCUUUCGCUUUCAUCCCGGAAAAUAUCUUUGCUUCCCAGACAUGGCUCAUAGCAAAGGCGUUCAUCGUUAUACACUGUGUGCUUAUCUUUCAGUCAGCGCUGUUACGUUUCCAACAAUGACUUUCUGCUACUUUCGAGUCUACAAAAAUGUUCGGGAACAUUUUGCGGAUAUUGCAAAGUCGGGUUUGGUGACAGAUGCCUCAAGAUCGUUCGUCAACGAAGCCAAAAUAUCGAAAAUGUUGUUCAUAACCGUCAUUGCCUUCCUUGGGUUUUGGACACCUUCCAUCUGCCUCGACCUUUACGAAGCAAUUCAUGAGCAAUAUUCUCUUCCGCGACAGGUGUAUUAUUGGCAGAUAAUAACUUUUACCUGCAGCAGUGUGGUCAAUCCCAUUAUAUAUGGCUUCAUGAGGAAAGAGCUACGAAGGGCUUACAAAAGUAUUCUAACUUGUAAAUUGUCUCGUUAG
Molecule: messenger RNA, 960 nt
Organism: Porites evermanni
Lineage: Eukaryota; Metazoa; Cnidaria; Anthozoa; Scleractinia; Poritidae
Source: the annotation of a GenBank genome assembly